GUGGUUUUCUUAAUCUUUCUUUGACCAAAUAAAUACUGGCCUUUAAAAAGCGGACACAUUGGUAAGGUGCAUAUGUGCGAAUCAAAGUGGGGUGACUACGGAAGAAUUGUUUGUGGAAAGUGUGGAAAGCAUUGUUCUACACCUUGAUGGUGGCCACAACGACAAUCACAACAACGCAACAUUUCUACCCCAUUUCCCAGAGAAUUGUUUCGCAAGCUGGUUUUGCACAAUUUGGCCAACAACAUCGACCCUGACCUGCACCGCCAGAGCUCUUUAAUCGUCGGUUGAGAAAGAUAAAUCCGGAUAUAAAGUCACGAGAAACCAUAGUCUUGUGUCGACAAAUGAUUCUGGAACUGAUUUUGUCCUGAAAGCGGGUUUUGAUAUGGAACAUGAACAAAAAUCACACGACAAAUUAACGACGGAGCCUCCAAACAUAACAGCAGACAACUUUGAAGACUACUUGGUAGUAGAUGAUUUACUUGUGGAUUAUUUCAAUGCAUUUCUCAGUCUACUAAGUUUUCCAACGCACAUAUGGUAUAACAAAGAAAGGCAGAAUUUUGAAAUAUUUGACAGUGCUGAGAAAAAUCUUUUGAAGCAGCUGAAAGGUUUGGUGCGGGCUUACACACCUAUUGACCCUAUCUACUAUGUGACAAGCAAAUCAAAGCAACAGGAUCCUAAAUUUGAACAGAAUAUCACUGCUCGGGAUAAAAAAUUUGAUGACAAAUUCAUUGUGCAGUGCUUGAACCGGGAGCAGGGUGUUGAAUGGAUAAAAGAUGAAAGACUCCCAGCAUUCCUUAAGAGUGACUGUUAUAUUGAGUACAGACUUGCAAAACUACUGUCUCAAUUGGAAUGCAAAACUGGCCCUGGGAUGCCACAGGUAGACCGAUCAUAUGUCCCAUGGCAUAUUGAAAAAGAAGAAGCACCUGCCCCUAAAACUGUAGACAAGUCUGAAGACAUGAUGGAUAAGCUAUAUAUCUGUCGCGGAGAGCCUGGCCCGCUUGUUUUUGAUUCUGAUAUCACCGAGCGAUGGCGAAUGUUUGAGAAGGACUACUCUCAUUAUAUCCGCAUCAUUCACCGAAACGAUCCUGAUGAUUUGAAAGCUUCUCUGCUGUUGAAUUUAGCGGGUCAGGAAGCUAUGAUCCGCGCUGACUCGUUUGAAUUUGCACCAGCUCAAAUGGAUGGGAAUGGUCAGAAUCCUAGAGAGAACAAGAUUUUUUGCUCGAAUGCAACAGACGAUGAGCCUGUGGAACGAUUCAUCAGUGACUUGACAUAUCAGCUCUCAAUGCAGAUUUGUGGGAGUACAGCUUCAAGGACGAAGCUCCACCUGAUUCAACAAGACCCAUCUGAUUCUGGAUCCCAUGAACAAGACGAAUCUUCCCACGGGAACGACUCUGAUAACACAGACACUGAGUCUACCGUACUUUCCCUAAACCUGCGUACCCCAGGCAAAGUGACUGAUCCUGCAGUGGCCAUGAUAAUCAAUAACAAACCCCUGAUCGCCAAAGUCGAUACUGGUGCCAGGGUAAAUGUCAUGUCACUCAAAGUGUUCAACAAGAUAAGAACCACUGAGCUCAUGAAAAAAGACUCCUCCACUCUAACACCUCCUAAAGAUUUGAACACAGCAUUCAAACGUCAACACUACCCAAUGAGGACCACAGAAGAUGUAGCGGCACAAAUCGUUCAAAAGCGCAUGCAGUCCAAUCGAGACGCACAGAAACGUGCUUACGAUAAGACCAGCAAACCACUUAAGCCAUUAAUCCAAGAUCAAGUGGUCCGACUACAGGCAGACAAAGGACACACCAAACUGGGGUUCAUCCAUGGCCCCGCAAAGGAACCACGUUCCUACCUUGUCGAUGUCGGUGGUACCAUCUACAGACGCAACCGUCUACACCUCCUUCCAGUGAAGGAACGGCGUCCGGCGCUCCAGAAUCUUGACGCACCACCACUUAACUUUAAAGUGAUUGCUGUUCCAGCCGUUCCAGCUUCUGUUACCCAAGUUAAAGCGUUGUUCACAGAAGCAAAUGAAGAAACUACAACAAAGGUGGUUGAAUCUGACCAUUCACUACUGAGGUCAUCUUUAACUCUUUCUUCGGCAGUAAUUAAAGGGGUGGGAUCUGGUUCUGCGUUAUUGGAUGAUAUGAUGGUCAGUGUUGAAGCUGGAAAGAUGCCAGUUAGAUCCCAAGGUCUCAGACGUCAAUCAAGUUUAGUAUAUUUAGACAAUGGUCCUGAUAAAUGCAUUAGAGAUUCUACAAGACCUAAAGUUGUGGAUAAUGAAAUAUUUGAAUUUGUGCCUGAAUACCCUUUGCAGACACCAGCAACAAUUUUUCUUAAAGUGCAGUCAGAGAGAGAAGCUGAGCACAAAAUAGAAGAAGAAGAACAACCCAGCACCAUUGAUGAAACAAAGACCCAUGAUGAUAAGGCUGGGACAGAUGAUAACAUAACAGUCCCAAAUUCAGAGAUCGACCAACCUUAUAUAAUCAAUGAAACAGAACCUGACACAAAUACUACCACAAAGUCCAAUGGUAUUAUUGCAGCAGAGGUGACUGUUUCAGAAUUACCGCCAAUAAAUGUGGAGAACUCAAUUGCAGUGAAUGAUGAUGCAAAGAUGCAAGCUUUGGCAGAAAUCUUGGCUGAGGAAAUUCAAGAAUCCGAUUCUUCCGGCGAAGAGGAUAACAGAGAUUUCUUCUACAUUACACCAAGUCAUAGCUCCAGUUUCAAGAACAGAAAGGGCAUUGAAAAAUUCAAGAAAUUUAUUUGUGGAACAGCUGGUGAGAAAUACUGGUGGUUGUGGUUAGAUAUUGAUCGAUUAAAGGUUAUCACAGAUGAUAAUAAGAGACAAAGAUAUCUGAACAUAAUACAGAAUCGAUAUUUGUUUAGUAACGGGGAAUACUACAUAAACGCAGAAGCACGAGCAAGGCUGGGUCUCUCAUUUAUAUCACAAUGGUCUGUGGAAAAAUUGUUUAACAUUCAGAACAAUGUAGCAGAGCCUCUGCUUUUAUAUUGGGGUCCAAGGUACUGUGUGAACAAAGGAUUUCCCAUAAGACAAGCUGGUAUUGUGCUGAAAGAUUGGGAGGAUCGCCAAUUAAGACCUAAUUAUAAUGCAAGACUACUUCCUAAGAUCACUGCUAAGCCACUACUUGGUGCCAAGAUGGACUGCACUCCGAAACUGGAGAAAGGGAAGGAACAUAAAACAGUGGCGGCUGCUCAUCAGACUACAGAUGUUAUACCACAGUUAAUGGAGAAUUGUCCUAGAAUCAUGCCCAACGACCAUCCAGCCCUUAGUGAGAGUAUGGACCAGCCUCUCAAUUUAGUGAACAGUGUUGGGUCUCAAAUCUCAAAAUCAAAAGAUACUUUUACAGAUCGAGAAUUUCACAAAGCAAAGGAAGUCCACACUUUGGAGAAGUUGAUACGGAUUACAAAAUACCAAGAGGCGAUAUGCAGUUAUAAAAUGGAUGACCUACUGCAAGCCCUCCAGAAUGAAAGCAGAACAGGAUUUAUCUUCACCCAUUUUUGUGAACAAACGAAAAAUUCAUUAUGGCGAAAUGCUGUGCACCUGUGGUAUGACCUGAGAGAGUAUCAGCAACUUUUCUUUUCAGAAAUCUUCCAACCUUUUAAACUCAGGAGACAAGCACAAUAUAUUUUUGCUACAUACAUUGUAGAUGGGUCUCCAUCAGAUAUUGACAUAGAUACCGAGAAUAGGAAAAUUACCUAUAAAAAAUUGGAUCCACCAUUUGAAGACUUGUUUGAUCAAAUAGAGGAACACACUCUCAUCUCGUUACUUGCACCUUGGAUGCACAUGAUUGAAAUUGACAUGACAAGAUAUCGAAAGGUGCAGCUUACAAGAGAGACUCGUUUUUUGGAUUCAGCAUACUACAAGAAACUUCAAAAACUUCAGAAAAAGAUUUGGCCAAAUGAAGAAAUGUUUCUUCCUGUAAGUUCACCCUGUCAAGUACAAAUUCCAGUUGAUAUCAAAACAGAAGACUAUUGGCAGAAAGUUCCUGAUAAAUUCCGUAAUUACACUUUGGAUGUACUCAUUAACAAUCGCAUAGAAAUUGAGAAUUUCCAGACAUUCCUUAAAGACAAUUUUGCUGGUUUGGAUCUUAACUGCUGGUUGGAUAUUGAAAACUUUAGAAGAAUACCUCACACUGAAUCGGAAGACAGAGUUAACAAGUCCAAAGACAUAAAGAGCAAAUAUCUGAAUCGAAAGUACUUCUUUGGACCCAGCAGCCCUGCUACGAAUGAACAACAGCAUGAAGUAAUGAAAUUAGCUGGAGGAUGGGGCAUGUUGCUCCAUGAACAGCUGUCUUCAAAUGUUCUAACUGAGAUACAAAGAUAUAUAAAAGUGCGCAUGGAAAGGAAAUGGCUACCGAUGUUCUUGGCCACAGCGGAGUUUGCUGAGAGGCACCACAUACGGGUAAAAGUGCAGGAUGUGGUGGAGGACCGAAUGUUCCAACAUAAAAGGAGGGAAAAGGGUGUAUUAGAGCUCUCGGAAAAUAAAAUAAUUUCCACAACAAAAGAAAUCAUUGCCUUUCGUAAAGCCUUGCUAAAUCCAAUAACAGGUCUCCAAUUUCGACAGUUGGUGUCACUCAAAGGAGAUUUAAUGGAGAAUAAUGUGAUUUUCUGGAUUGAAAUUCAAAAAUAUAAGGACAUGUGCCAUUCCAAAGCCAGUGAUGAAAACAUUCAGAAUAAGAUCACUGCCAUUAUUAAUUGUUUCAUCAAUUCCAACAUUCCACCAGCUUUGCAAGUUGACAUUCCACCAGAAUGUGCAUAUAAAAUUAUAAAUGAAAGGCAGAAACAGGGAAUAUAUAUUUUCAGAGAAGCACAGAUGGCAAUUUUUGAAAUCCUCAUCAAACUGUGGCCAGAAUUCAUAAACUUCCGACGUAGUAUAGUUGAUGAAAGCAGCCUACGAUAUGCAGAAGAAAGACAAAGAAAGAGACAAGAAAUUAGAGGGAGCCCAACUGAGAACAUUCAGAAAGAGGAAAGCGAGGAAAGCAGCCGGGAACAUGAAUAAAUUCCUGGCACCAGGUCCAUUGGAGAACAUUCUUCAAGAGACAGCUUGAUUCAGACAUCUGGUGAUUCAUCAGUGUUAAGGGUUCUUGUUUGAUCAGAAGCUAAACAAGUUGCUGAAUUUGAAUAAAGUCUUGGCCAUUAAUCUUUAAUAGGAAUCUAUGAGAUUGAGAUUAGAAUUGAAUAUUUAAAUUAUAUUUGUGGGCAAAACAUUUGAUGGUAUCAUAGGAUAGUUAUAACACAGUGUAGUUACAUCAUUAUUUGUCCCAUUGCAUCUCAAUGGUUCUAGGCAAAACCAGUCAGUCCCACCUCCCAGCUUGUUUUCUGUUUUCCUAUAUAUUUUUUUCUUGCCCAAUAAUUCAUCCAAUUUCAUUUCAGAAGUUUCCAUGUCGUGUCUUCAAACAACAUGAAAAUAUUUUCAACCCUUCAUCAGACAAUUUUUAAUAUUUUUUUUGUGCAUCUUUGCUAAGGCCUCAACCUCUACCAGUAUGGAACACAAUAUUCCAGUGUCUCCUUUUGACAUAAGAGAAAGCCAGUUAGGGCUAUCAAGUCUAUUGCUGGCUCACAGGGCAAUCCUCUUUCCCUUGCUGAUUUUCCCCGUAAUCUGUUCUUCCCACAUUCCCCGCAAUGCCCAUUAGAUUCUGCCACUCACCUCAAAGUAGGGAAAUUUUACAAUUGACAAUUAAUCUACCGAUCAACAUGUUUUUGGGAUGUGGGAGGAAACUUGAGUAACUGGAGGAAAUACACAUGGCCACAGUGAGAAUACUAUAUGUAAACUCUGCACAGACAGCACAAGUGAUCAAGAUUGUCUGAUUCAUUGGAGCUGUGAGGCAGCUGCUCUAUUCGAUGCACUACUAUUCUGCCCACAUUUAUGGUUUACUAGACUAAGUGGGACUGGUUGGGUCCCAUGUUCACACGGGAGGGCUGGUCCCCCGACGCAAUAUUCCACCUCUCCACCAAUUCCAAUAUUGGUGGCCAGUGGGGGGGCUUUCUGGAGCGCUGGCAUAGGUUCUUGGGGUGAAACCACCAUAAAACCACACAAAACACCAAACACAGUUCAGUAGACAUUCAGUGUGUUCAGUUGAUUCACAGCUCAGACAGAGUUGUGACCUCUCCCUCCCCCAUCAUGCAGAGACUGAGCCACACCCACACUUCUGGGUUUUAUAACCCCUCCCCCUCCCACCAGGAAAGGAGUGGCCUUCAUGGCGUGAUUGACAGGAGAGAGAUUCUCAACAUUUUUUAAACACUAAUAACACUUUUAUUUUUCAUUGAUGGAAAGAAUUCUCUGCACCUGCUCAGCGGAGGGGGACUGAGUAAGAUGGCCAAAAAUCACAGCCGUAAGUGAUAGCGUUUUAUCUAAAAUCAAUAUACAGUGCAAACAGGAAGUAAGUCUUUCAACUUCAAGCCAAAGCACCCAAGCCACCAUUUGCAGUAAGUAGUGCCUUUCAACUUCAAGCCAAAGCACACAAGCCACCAUUUGCAGCAAGUAGUGCCUUUCAACUUCAAGCCAAAGCACCCAAGCCACCAUUUGCAGCAAGAAGUGCCUUUCAACUUCAAGCCAAUCACCCAAGCCACCAUUUGCAGUAAGUAGUGCCUUUCAACUUUAAGCCAAAGCACCCAAGCCACCAUUUGCAGUAAGUAGUGCCUUUCAACUUCAAGCCAAAGCACACAAGCCACCAUUUGCAGUAAGUAGUGCCUUUCAACUUCAAGCCAAAGCACCCAAGCCACCAUUUGCAGGCAGUGUCUUUUUACUUCAAACAAACCAUAUUUUCAUUUUCAAACCACAUUAAGGGGACUUACAGUUGAGUAGACAUUUGUUCAGUGUUAUUCAGAGCUCAGAGAGACAUGACCUUUUGGCUGCAUCCAUCUUGCAGAGACUGAGUGAGGCACACCACUUCCUGGUUUUAUAGUCCCUCCCUCUCCCUCCAGCAGGGGCAGCAGAGAGAAUGGUGAUUUUUAAAAAAAACAUUAAUAUAUAUCUGAUUUGUCAUCGAUGGGAAAAAAUCCUCCGGUCCAGGAAGGCGGAGGGGGGCUCUGAGCAAGGUGGCCAAAAAUGACGGCCGUAGGUGGCGGCGUUCUCUCGGAAAUUGCAGCACAGUGGGCCAAAAGCGGUCAAGAUCAGACUUUUAGUAAUAUAUAAGAUACGGUUCUAAAAUAUCUUUGCUUUUAUACUGUGUGUUUUCAGAAAGCCCCCCCUGUUGCAUGCUUUUUAUUCAUUGUUUUUUCAAUCUGUUUUACCACGGAGGUACCCACAUUUCUCUGAUCAUGCAUCCCUUUUACACUUCUUACAUAAUAUGUCUUUCAUUGUUCUUCCUCCCAAACUGGACAGCGUCAUGCAGGCCCUGGCUCGGGCUCAACCAUUCACUCACUGUUUAUUUCAGGUUCAGCUGGCAGAUUUAUAAAUAUGUCUCCUCCAAAAAUGGAUCCAUGAAAGAAUGAAUAACGGAUGGCUACAAAUGUACCACUGUCCUAGAUGCUGCAAGGUAUCCAAUGACAGUGUCUAAAAAUACUGCAAUUUCUCACAAUUAAAGGUGAGUCUAUCCCUCAGACACUAUGUCUGGCAGUAGUGGACUAGGAUUGGAUCCCUACUCACACAGAAGGGGAUCUUUUAACCUGGAGAUUAAGUGAAAAAAGUUCCAACAUGUUAUAUAAUUUUACUUAGUUUAUUUUAGUUAAUGCUUUCAAUUAAUGCUUGCACUUUAAUCAAAUUUGUAUCUUUUUAUAAAUCAUUCAAAUUUGUAUUCAUUUAUAACAAUUUAAAUAGUUUUAAAUGUAUGUGUAACAGAGAUUUGUUACAAGGCUUUGACAACAGGCUGGACUCCCAUACCCAACAUUACCUCUUAACAAUGAAACCAUUGUUAAGAGGUAAUGCACAAUGUUUACCUGGUUUACCAGGUUACUGAUCACAGCAGCAUGUGGCCUGGUAAACCAGGUAAACAUUGCACAGAUCCUUGCUGGCAACACUCCAAGUGAACUGGCCAGACCUCUGUAUCCAAACCAGGCACCUACAGACAAGCAAGGACCAUUAGCAGCGAGUCCAUAUUUGGCUUAGAAGCAUAGGUGCAGGAGUAGGCUAUUCAAGCCAGCACCACCAUUCAAUAUGAUCAUGGCUGAUCAUCUAAAAUCAGUACCCUGUUCCUGCUUGUUCCCCAUAUCCCUUAAUUCCUUUAGCCCCAAGAGCUAAAUCUAACUCUCUCAUGAAAACAUCCAGUGAAUUGGCCCCCCACUACCUUCUGUGGCAGAGAAUUCCACUUGAUUUUGCUCUUCUCUCAUUUCAUCUGUCACACAGCAACCUUUUCUGACACAGCAUACCAUACCAUAAUUUUCCAGUAAGAGUCCAGUAGUUAAUGCUCCUGAAUUUUCAGCUGCCUGCACUCACUGCUCAUCGUAUGAGAACUGAUCAUAUUUGUCUGACUCCCCUGACCUCCCUACCAUCGAGGGGAUCUACCACAGCCGCUGCCUCAAAAAGGCUGCCAGCAUCAUCAAGGACACACACCAUCCUGGCCACUCACUCAUCUCCCCGCUGCCCUCAGGUAGAAGGUACAGGAGCCUGAAAUCUGCAACAUCCAGGUUCAGGCAUAGCUGCUUCCCCACAGCCAACAUACAACGCUCUGAACAUUAAUAGCCCAUUCCAUGGGCUAUCUGUUUAUUUAUCUGUGUAUAUAUUUAUUCAAUGGUAUAUGGACACA
Molecule: messenger RNA, 8696 nt
Organism: Leucoraja erinaceus (little skate)
Lineage: Eukaryota; Metazoa; Chordata; Chondrichthyes; Rajiformes; Rajidae
Product: regulator of G-protein signaling 22-like
Exons: 29
Coding region: 383-5011 (1542 amino acids)
Biological process (GO): regulation of signal transduction
Molecular function (GO): G-protein alpha-subunit binding
Source: RefSeq, a predicted model, not a curated record